UUGUAUCCCUUCGCUCUGUUAACUGCAGGGAGUCCUGUCUCUUCUUUCAUUCAUCUUAUUGUUUCGUAUCUUUGAUGGAUUCCCGUGUUUGUAAAACGUGGACCGGCCUUGAUUCGCUUCAGUUUCCACGGUUCCAUGCCAGCAAGGACAGCGAUUUAAUUAAAUUUUCAAACACUUUCAGACUUGCUGUGAAGAAGAUAAAUGUUUAAAAAGAAUUAAAAACACAGAAUUUAACGUAAGAGUCAAGAGAAAACUCGUUUUAAAGCUGCAAGCUUUCAGUUUCUUUGUAGAAAGACUAAUUCUGUUGCCAGGCUUGAUCCAAAUGCUCCACAUCCACAUGAUUGGAUGAAUUAUUUAUUAAAAAUGACCAAACAAAAGCAUCACUGAUCACUGCAGCAGGUUUCCCAUGAGCGAGGCUGUGACAGCGAGCUGAGAGAUUCACAUGAACCACCUGAGUUAUCAGAAACACAAGAGAGACGAUGAUGUCAUGGCUUCAGAUGACGGAUGAUGCAGCUGCAGGCGACACUGAUUGGCUGAUCGGCGGCCAUGUCUCUGAGCUCUCCUCCGAUUCUCUCUGUCCGGCCCUCGCGGGCGCUGGUGGACGAGGCGUUCGAGGUCCUGGUGGAGAAUCUGCCGCCGGCGUCACCGUUCACGCUGUGCUCGCUGCACCACUCUGAGGACGGGGACGACUGGGAGGCGUACGGCCACUACUUCAGCGACCACAGCGGGAGAGUGUCAGUUUCGGAGGAUCUGAGUUUUGGAGGAACGUACUCUGGGAUGGAGGCCAUGGGUUUGAUUUGGAGCAUGCGUCCGGUUCCAGGCAGCCGCGCCGGAGUCAGGUUGAGGAAGAAGAACGUCACCACCCCCAUGCUGGUCACCAUCUCCCUGUACAACGGACAUGAGGACUUCAGGGACAGCAGUCCUCUGGGUUCUGUAGUAGCGGAGAGGUGGUACAUGGGCCCAGGUAUCCAGCGGAUCGAAAUCACUGAGGGAGGAUUACGAGGGAGCCUCUUCAUACCCGCAGGUCCCGGACCGUUCCCUGGGAUUCUGGACCUGUGGGGUGGAGGAGGAGGGCUGCUGGAGUACCGCUCCGCCCUGCUGGCCUCGCGCGGCUACGUCUGUCUGGCUCUGGAGUACUUCAAAACGGGCCAGAUGAAGUCAACAGAUCUCAGUUUUGAAUACUUUGAGAACGCCUACCGCGUCCUGAAGGAGCAUCCUCAGGUCAUCGCAGACAGAGUCGGGAUCAUCGGUCUCUGCCUCGGCACCAUCGUGACCUUCGGCUUGGUGACCGAAAGCACAGAGAUCCAGCCCUGUUGUGUCGUUUGCAUCAGCAACAUAAUCAGCAAAUCUCCAGGAAAAUCCCUCAGCGGUUUCCACCGAAGCAUUCCCAGCGAGUUCAAUAAGAUCCGCGUGGACGAGAACAACCAUCAGAUCUGGAGGGACGUGGGGCUGGCGCUGCUGAAGGAGCCGUCCAUGAAGGUGGACGUGGCCAAAAUAAACUGUCCUCUGCUGCUGGUCAACGGAUGUGAUGAUCAGAACUGGUGUUCGGUGGAAACGGCCGAUGAUAUUUCCAAGACGAUGAACGCCGCGGGGAAAGGUCACCUGUUGACCCGGCUGGACUACCCAGAAACCGGACAUCUGAUCGAGCCGCCGUUCUCGGCUCACUGCGCCGCCGGAACCUUCAUUAUGUACAGCAACAACCAAAAAGUGAUCCAGAGCUACGGGGGGAAAACGAAGCCGCACAGCGACGCUCAGGACGACUCCUGGAGGAAGAUCCUCAGCUUCCUGCGCCACCAUCUGUACAGCAGCCACAGAGCCAAGAUGUGACGCGCCGACAGGUCAGCAUCACUUCUGACACAUCGUCAGGUUGCUCUGUGUUUCCACGUUUUCUUUGGUCAAAAUAAACAUUUUCAGAGCAAAAAUACAUUAAAUUUACAGAAAAGACAGAGAAUAAAGUCUGAAAAUAUAUUCCCAAAUUUCCAGCUUUUAUUUCAAUAAACAAGUCAAAUUAAACUUGACUAAUAUAACUAAUUAACUUUGUAUUCUGUGAUAAUCUUACAACAUGCAUUAUUUGUUUAUUAUUGUUAAAAAUUAAUAAUGUUGAUAUGUUUUGGUCAAAUCUUCUGAUGUCGGUUUAAACUGAAGUUUUACUUUAAUAUAGAGACUGAAAAUCAAAACGUUUACAUAAAAUAUAAUCUGUUGGUUUUGGUGAUAACAGCUCACAUCCAAUAUUUCAUUUUAUAGAGAAACUUUCAGCCUUUUUAUCAAUAACCUUUAUCAAUGAUGAUGAAUUUAAUAUUUCUGUUUUUCCAUAUUAAAUUCUAAUGUAUGAGCAACUGAACUUGUUUUUUUGUAAACUGCAAUCAUUAAAUUUAUCAUGAAAUAAACUU
Molecule: messenger RNA, 2390 nt
Organism: Poeciliopsis prolifica (blackstripe livebearer)
Lineage: Eukaryota; Metazoa; Chordata; Actinopteri; Cyprinodontiformes; Poeciliidae
Product: acyl-coenzyme A thioesterase 1-like
Exons: 11
Coding region: 547-1827 (426 amino acids)
Biological process (GO): acyl-CoA metabolic process; fatty acid metabolic process
Molecular function (GO): fatty acyl-CoA hydrolase activity
Source: RefSeq, a predicted model, not a curated record